Messenger RNA from Diachasmimorpha longicaudata, 7733 nucleotides. It is a transcript of the gene DNApol-theta, whose product is annotated as DNA polymerase theta. Gene Ontology annotation, molecular function: DNA-directed DNA polymerase activity; DNA binding; ATP binding. Gene Ontology annotation, biological process: DNA-templated DNA replication; double-strand break repair via alternative nonhomologous end joining. The record is from RefSeq and is a predicted model, not a curated record. The transcript has 3 exons. NCBI's taxonomy places the organism in Eukaryota, Metazoa, Arthropoda, Insecta, Hymenoptera, Braconidae. The coding region runs from base 499 to 6948 and encodes 2149 amino acids.
CAAUGUUUUCCAACCUUCUGAGAUAACAUUACAUUCCAAAUGACUGUGAAAAUAUUGAAUUUAUUGAGAGGAAAUGAAAAAGUCCUGACUUUAAUCGUAUGAACUUCUGAAAAAGUAAUUUGAGAAUUUUUGCGAGCUGUCCGUUAACGACCCGUAGAAUUAACAAAAAGUAAUCAAGAAAAAGACACUGAUCUUAUGGAAUCAAUCAAUAAGUCAAGUCCUUGAAUUAUCUCCAAAAAUUCCAAAAGCUUUUAAUCUCUUAAAUACAUAUUCCACUCAAAAUGCCAAAAUAGAUCCCCAUAAAAUUAAAAACCCCUUGUCCAAUCACAAUCUCCAAUUUUUGGAGCACGUCUUCAGGCGCAUGCGUCGUGUCGCUUUAAAUUACUCAUACAAAAACCGGUAGAACCAAAACAGUUACCCCUAACCAACAGGACUCCGAAAAAGAUCUAAAAAGAUUCGCACUCUUCAACAUUUCAUGCAGAAGAAAUCGGAGCAGCGAUGGUGACGCUGGGUGACAGCACCCUGGCGGCGCUGAUCCAGUCAGAUGACUUCCUUUCCCUGCGAUCCUCCAGAGAGCCCUUGAAGGAGACUUCUCCGAACCUCCCCCACCCCUCUAGAACAGUUAAACCCCCUCUCCAGACUUCAAAAUCGAAACAAAACGCAUCCUUGGAAGCAUAUUUCAAUGAGAGUCUCGUCCUCUCCCGGUCGAGAUACACCCAACGCACACAGAAGACGCUCCUGACUCCCCCCAGGUCCUCAAAACGACAGAAAACCUCAAGAAAUCCCUCUCCGUCGAGCGAAGUGUCCCACAACGUCACUGAUAUCUCGUCAGCAUGUCAAGAAGCUCCAUUACCAUCACGAGAUGAGCCUCAGGAUGGGACUGACUUCCGAACUUCCAAUCCCUUAUCAUCGAGGACAAAGGAACCUCCCUCCAACACUUCCAAAAUCUCCAGCAAGACUUCACUAAUAUUGAAACAUCCAAAAUUCUCCUUUCGUGCAGCAAGAAACCUUCAGAAAAUCCCCUCUAUUCCAUCAGAAUUAUCGCCAGAUCUUUCAAAACCAUCAUCUAGCAGAGCUCCGAAGGCUCUUCAGACCCUCCAGAAACCCUCAUCCUCGUCUUCACAGACAGGUCCACCAAAAAUUUCCACAAAAGCUGGAGUCAGCUCUGUCUCUACAUCAUCAUCUUCUAAACAUCAAGAUCAACCCCUCCAAAAACCUGCUGCAUCAUCUUCAAGCGGAAAUUUCCCAAAAAUCUCGACGAUUCAGCCUUCCUUACAACCAUUCCCAGACGCUUCAAAAUCCCCUACCUCCGGUCGUCAGGACCUUUCCGAAAACUUCGAAAAGCUCUCGCCAUCGUCCUCGAAGUCUGUAUCCCUUAACCCCUCCUCAAUUGCCUCAUCCUCACUCGUGUCCACGCAAGCUCGUCUGAAAUUGUCCUCUUGGGGUCUCCCGGUGACAAUCCUCCGGAAAUACCACUCGAGAGGGCUUCACUCCAUGUUUCCCUGGCAAGUAGCAUGUCUCUCUACCCCCAACAUCCUCAGCAAAUCCAAAAACCUCGUCUAUUCGGCACCGACCUCUGCCGGUAAGACCCUUGUCUCAGAAAUUCUCAUUAUCAAAACCGUCAUCGAGCGUCGCAAGAAGGUCAUUUUCAUUCUGCCAUUUGUCUCGGUGGUUCGCGAGAAGAUGUACUACUUCCAGGAUCUACUGUCCGAAUCCGGGGUGCGGGUGGAGGGAUUCAUGGGUGGGGUCCAGCCCCCCGGGGGAUUCUCAUCGACAGACGUUGCGAUAGCAACGAUCGAGAAAGCGAAUUCACUGAUCAAUCAAAUGCUGGAGGCAGGAGGGCUAGGAGACCUCGGGGCAGUUGUCAUCGACGAACUCCACCUCCUAGGCGACCCCUUCCGUGGAUAUCUCUUGGAACUUCUGUUGACGAAACUGAAGUACAUGACCCUUAAACAAGAGAACGUGAAAAUUCAGCUGAUAGGCAUGUCCGCAACCCUCCCUAAUCUCGAUGUCCUAGCAAAGUGGCUGGAUGCAGAGCUCUUCAAGACAGAUUUCCGGCCAGUGCCAUUAAAGGAGCUCUGCAAGAUAGGUCGAAAUCUCUACGACGAUCAACUGAUCUCUCAAAAGACCCUGACCCCCUGUGCCGAACUCCCUCAAGACCCCGACGACAUCAUCGCUCUCUGCUUGGAGACCUUGGCCGAUGGCCACAGCGUACUGAUCUUCUGUCCCACCAAGAAUUGGUGUGAAACUCUAGCUCGUCAGAUCUCCAGUUCCUUUUCUCAUCUUGGUAGAACAGAUACCCCGAUUGGCCAGAGUUUACGUUCUGAACUCAACAAAGACGCCAUCAUGGACACUCUGGAGCAACUGAAACGCUCCCCGUGCGGUCUUGACAGUGUCCUCAGGUCGACGGUCUCCUUCGGGGUGGCAUACCAUCACGCAGGCUUGACUAUGGACGAACGCGAUGUCAUCGAAGGGGCCUUUCGCUCCGGGGCCUUGCGUAUUCUCACCGCGACAUCGACAUUGAGCAGCGGAGUGAAUCUCCCAGCAAGACGCGUCAUCAUCCGGACGAUUAUGUUCCACGGUCGUCCAAUCGACACUUUAACUUACAAACAGAUGAUCGGACGAGCCGGACGAAUGGGAAAGGACAGUGCGGGAGAGAGUAUCCUUAUCUGUAAGCCUAAUGAGCAGCCAGCACUGAAGAAUCUUCUGACAUCUUCACUUCCGCCUAUUGAAUCCUGCCUCCAGGGUAGCGCACCCCUGAUCCGAAGCCUCCUGGAGGCAGUGGCGUCCGAGGUGGCUUACACCCUGGAGGAUAUUCUCCUAUACACCAGGUGUACCUUGCUAAGCUUCACAAAAAUUCCGGAGGAAGUGGAAAGCUCAACAAAAUCCGCUGUCAACUUCCUCGUAGAGAACGAACUCCUGCUUCCACAGGUCGCUGAAUCCGGGGAGCGACGGUGGGUGGCAACGCAGCUGGGAAAAGCCUGCCUGGCAGCUUCAGUUCCUCCGAAGGAUGGUCUCUUCCUCUUCGAGGAGCUCCAGAAGGCGAGAAGGUGUUUCGUUCUGGACACAGAACUGCACGUGAUCUACCUCGUCACGCCCAUUAGUUCCAGCAGUCUCAUCGGCCAGAUCGACUGGUCCAUCUUCCUGAGUAUCUGGCGCGAUAUCUCGGACAGUGAUAGACGAGUGGGACAGUUGGUGGGUGUCAGCGAGACCUUCAUUCUGAGGGCGACAACAGGAAACAUCAGACAAGGAAAGACUCUGGACGCUCACAAACGAUUCUAUACAGCUCUCGCUCUUCACGAUCUAGUUCGAGAGGUUCCCUUGAACGUCGUCUGUAGGAAAUACUCGUGCUGUCGAGGCGUCAUCCAGAGUCUCCAACAGACAGCUGCGACCUUCGCGGGGAUGGUGACGCAGUUCUGUCAGAAACUUGGCUGGAACUGCGUCGAGCUCCUGGUGUCGCAGUUUCAGACGAGACUGCAAUUUGGUGUCUGCAGAGAGCUGUUGGACCUCCUGAGACUGCCGUCGUUAAAUGGAUUGCGGGCUAGAAGUCUCUUCAAGGAGGGAAUUACGACUGUUGCGGAACUGGCUGUUGCUGACGAGUUGGAUGUUGAGAGGGCACUGUAUAAGGCACUUCCUUUCGAGAGCGAGAGGAAUCAGCUGGGAGAGGAUGGCCUCGACGCCGAGAGGAGGAGGCAGAUGAGAACCAUUUUUGUGACUGGGAGGGAUGGGUUAACUCCCAGAGAAGCUGCUGUUCUGAUUGUGAAGGAAGCCAGGGUGAUGGUGCAGAAUGAACUGGGAGUAGAGGGAGUUCACUGGGAAAAGAAAAAUUCAUUUGGAGGCACAGCACAGAGCACUUCUGGCUCGGUGUGCACGACCAUUGGUGAUGUGGAGGACGUGGUCAGGAAGGAGUCAGGGCUGGAGAACUUGAGCUCAUCUGAGGUGGGAAUGAAUGAUGGCGGGAUGGGGGCUGCAGGACUCAGACCUCAGGACGUUCAACAAGUUGGUAGAGAUGAUGUUCAAGAUUCUUUGAAGACAGAUGUCCAAAAUCCUGAAAUGGUGACAGACGUGACCCCAAAAACUCCUGUAGCUGAGGAAAAAUUUGAUGAAGGGUCAGGUGAAUCAUCGGGACCUUCAGUGGAGCCAUCAAAAACUCCCAGGAUCUCGUUACUAAGGACGUCCCUGGCUAAAUCAUCAGCAUCCAGAAGCCCAAGCCUCUUUGAUGAUAGUUUAGGCCUGGACACUGUGGAAUACGGAAUUUUGGAGCAGAACGUCAUUGAUCUCGACAACUCUGUGUUCUCGGAGGAACUGUCGUCUUUCAAAUUCCCAGGAACAUCCGAAAAUCCGUCCAAAGUUCAAAUCGAUGAAUUCGUGAAGCCAGAGACACCCCAGUCUCGUCCAGCUUCAGUGACUGACGAAAACCGCAGUAAGUCCCUGAUUUGGGACGAGGACUCGUGGAACAACACAAAUGCCGUCCUCGAACAGUUGAAAAAACUGAAGACUCCACCGAAAUCGCAGAAAAUUAAAGUCCUUUCCAAGGAGAAGUCGAGUCUAGAGAAAGUGAGGAAGACUUCGAAGAGGAAGUUGAGCAGUCCAAGUGUGGAAAUGUCUCCCAUUAUGAACGUGAUAACUUACAACAGCCCAGGAGCGCUGUCCACAGGAUCCAAUAAGUCUGAGGACGACAUAAUUGUCGCUUCCCAGAGUAUAGACAGAAUCGGCAGUGCUACGAAAACGAGAACUAGGAUGAAACUGGAGUCCAUAAGGAUGAGAACACAGAGAACAGCGACGAAGACCCAGACAACAAUUCCAAAAGUAUUGCUUCGUCAAGAGAUAUCCAACAUGAAGACUUUUGUGUGCGACGACUGCAGCAUUAUCGUGAACUCUGACGACGAAGUCCAGAAGAGGACAAUCAAUCCGUCAAGAACGAAGACAAUUCUCAAAACUCAGAAAGUCCAGCGAGAGAAGCUGAAGCGACCAGAUUUCAAGGACCUGGAGAUCGUCAACAUCACGGAGAAGGUGAAGUUCAAUGAAUUCAGGCAGAAACUGGCCUCCAAGUCAAAGAUCUCGAUAGCACUAGCUUGUGAAGCGUACCUGAAGGACACGAUAACGAUAGGAACGAAGAUAAUCGGGGCGUCGAACCUCCAGGAAGUUGGCAAACGAUCGAAAAGAGUUGACACGUGUGUUCACAAUGACAAACGUCUUUGUGGGGUGGCGCUGUCUUGGGGGAAGUCCGUCUAUUUCUUGUCGUUCGACAACUCCUCAGAGGCGAACAGAGUCGCCAUGAAGGAGCGGGUUACCCUGCUGACUGAAUUAUUGAGAUCGAGGAUUGUCGUCCGGUGCUUCUCCACGAAGGAUACUUAUAAGACCCUCUUCAGGUGCUGUAGUAUCACACCGUCGUGCGGAUUUCUGGAUCCUCAGGUGGCCCAUUGGUUGCUGAACCCAGAUUCUCCUGAGAAAACCUUCGCCAAUUUGGUCCAAGAGUAUCUGCCAGAGGCCCUGGGCCUCCUCCACCGGUUAGGACCUUUAUCUGGGCCUUCAGGCCCUGGGUCAAACCUCAAGAGCUCCACCUCCAGCGACCUCAGAGCGUCCACCGAAGCUUUGCUGACAUUCUGGAUGCAGCACGCGCUCUCAAAAAAACUAGAGAAUAUUUCCACGAGAUUAUUGAAAACCUUUGAAGACCUAGAGAUGCCGAUAGUGAUUUUGCUGGCCAGAAUGGAGCUCACUGGGUUUGGGGUGAAUCUUCAAGCUCUCCAAGAGCUCUCGUCAGUCAUCCAGGAUCAGCUGACUUCAAUAGAAUCCAAAGCUUAUACGAUUGCUGGUAGGAGAUUCAAUUUCUCCUCGUCCAAGAGUGUAGCUGGGGUCUUGGGGAUGAAUACCACGAAGAAGGUCUGCACCAAUAAAGCAGUUCUCGAAGCCUCGACAGAUCCCAUCGCUAAACUAGUCGUCAACUGGAGGAAACUCUCCUCCACGCACACCAAGAUGGUUUGUCCCCUACUGAUCCUCGCAGAGAAGUCUUCAAGGAUUCAUGGGACCUGCGUUACAUGCACUGCUACUGGGAGAGUCUCCAUGCACGAGCCCAAUCUUCAGAACGUUCCCAGGGACUUCGAGUCAGCAGACAACAGUUUCGUUAUCAGUGUCAGGAUGGCAUUCGUGUCAAAUAUGGGGAACGUGAUAGUCUCUGCUGACUAUUGUCAAUUGGAGUUGAGGAUUCUCGCGCAUUUUUCGGGGGAUGAUAAACUCCUGGAGGCUCUCAGGAAGCCUGGAGAUGUCUUCAAAAAUAUUGCCGCUAAGUGGUACAACGAGGACGAGGAGAAAAUUGAUGAUGGCAUGAGACAGAGGACCAAGCAGUUGUGCUAUGGAAUGAUAUAUGGAAUGGGGACGAGAAGUCUGGCUGAAACUCUCCAGGUUGAUGAAACAGAGGCAAAAAUCUUCAUGGAAACCUUUAUGAAGAGCUAUCCUGGAGUGAAGAGAUGGCUCACUGAGGUCGUUGAAGAGGCCAGGAAAGAUGGCUUCGUGGAGACGUUGAUGGGCAGGCGGAGAAGCCUUCCAGCACUGAGGAGUGAAAUUUCUGGGGAAAGGGGACAAGCAGAAAGACAGGCGGUCAACACCAAAGUCCAGGGGUCUGCUGCGGAUCUCGCGAAGAAGGCGAUGGUCGAUGUCGAUGCCAGGAUUAUAGAGGAAUUCGAGGGAGGGGGGCUCGUCCUGCCUGAGAUGUCUGUCAGGAGAAAACUGAGGAGCAGCAGAGAUGGGGGGUCUAGAGGGGGCUUCCUAGUGCUCCAACUGCACGACGAACUUAUUUAUGAAGUCAACGAGAAAGACCUGGGGAGGGUCGUUAGGAGCAUCAGGGAGGGGAUGGAAGGGGUGGCUGGGGUUGGGCUUAAAGUGCCACUCCCAGUAAGGGUCAAGGUGGGAACAGCCUGGGGAAAUCUUGAAGAGUAUCAAGGGGAUUAGGAUCUUGAAAGUUUUGGAGUUAUAUUUUGUAAAAUUUAUUUAUUUCGUUGAAGGGGGUUUUUAGUUGUUGAUCAUUGUAAAUAUUGGGUGAAUGGAGAUUUUCAUGGAGAUUUUUAAAAUACUUUUUGUGCUUUUUGUAAAUUGAGGAGAUUUACAGAGAAGUUUCGGUGCUUUAAUGAAUGAUAGUGAUGAGGUGAUUUUUUUUAUACUUUAGAAUUUUUAAAAAUGAACUUGGAACAUAUCGUGUAUUUUGUAUCAUAUUGGAUGAUUAGAAUUGAAUCAAUUUGUAAAUAGGCAAAAUAUUAAUGAGUAAUUUAUAAGGUUUUUUAAAAAGUAUUUCAUUCCGUUGAACGGGUUUUUGAAUGUCAUAUUAAUUAGGGAUUGUAAAUAUUGAAUGAGAAUUGUUGUAUGGAUGAGGAUGUUUAUCAUUGUGGCUCAUAUUUUUUUACUCCACUUUUUGGGGAUUGUGUGAUGAAGUUCAGUGAUUUUUAAAUAUUUAUAACAAUGAGAGGAAGAUUUUUUACACUUCAAGCCUCACUACUUCAUUGAUGAUAUUCAUCGUUUAAUUUUAAUUGAGCUCCAUGAUUAGGAUUGAUUCAUUGGUGGAUGGCAGGAGUAUCAACGCCUAUGUUCUAGACUUGUAACAAAAAUGUUCAAUAAACAAAUUGAAUUUUUUACUCUCUAAAUCGUGCAGUUUUCUUAAUUAAAUUUUUCAAAAAGUAGAACCCUACUUCUAACUCAAAACUCAUUAAAUCAAAAUUGGCCUCUCAGAGGCCACCAAUUUA